Aspergillus steynii IBT 23096 is the source of this 395-nucleotide messenger RNA. RefSeq lists its product as uncharacterized. Lineage: Eukaryota; Fungi; Ascomycota; Eurotiomycetes; Eurotiales; Aspergillaceae. The record is from RefSeq and is a predicted model, not a curated record. Bases 82 to 312 code for a protein of 76 amino acids. The transcript has 2 exons.
AAGCUGCUUUUGCCAUUCUCAGCACUCUGGAGAGAAGAUAGAGCUUCGGUUUUCACCAGGCACAAGAGAGAAAUUUUUACGAUGCCACGUACUUACGAUCUCACGACACACGACACGAGCAUAGAAUCUGCAUCACGGUACAAUCUGCGGGCCAUACCAGCGAUGCAUAGCGAUCGGGAUUUCCUUGCUCAUUUUUCUUGCUGCUCUUCUUCUAUGCAUCUUUGUUUCCAUUUCUACGUCUUUCAAGUUUCGUGUCUUAUGCAUGUUAUUUUUUUCUUCUGUACUCUUUCGUCCGUGUCUCAUCCCGUCUGAUUUCUGUGCAUCACGUUUCCUCUCGACCAGCAUGGGACUGUCAUUCGGCUCGUCUCCCUCGGGAUUGACAGGUCUGUCGAACA